AUGUCUGGCGAGGGCCCCGAGUCCAUCCCCACCUCCGCCGACCCGCGCAGCCGGCGCCCGGUCAAGAAGCGCGCCCUCACCCCCGUCACCGAGCACGCGAAGCAGCUCGACGCCCUCUUCUCCAAGCCCGACCAGGAGAUCCGCAUCCCCCCACCCCCCGGCGCCGUCGCCAGGCGCGCCGUCAAUGCCCCGCCCGAAAUCGUGACUAACGUCCAGGGCUCCAGCGCCGGAGCCGGCUCGGGCGAGUUCCAUGUCUACAAAGCCAGCCGUCGCCGCGAGUAUGACCGACUGCGUGCCAUGGACGAGGAGGUGAAGCAAGAGAAGGAUAACGAGGAGUUUGAGCGUCAAAAGGCCGAGCGCGAGGCCAAGGACGAGGAGCGUACACGCAAGAACAGAGAGAAGAGAGAGAAGAAGAAGCAGAGGGGCAAGAAAGGCCCUGCUGCAGCCGGCCCAAAGGCGCCGGCAGUGCCAAGCGGUGGUGCAGACAAGCCGACUUUGGCGGAAACAUCUACAACCAAGGCAGACGGCGAUGCCAAGGAAUACAGGGACGGCGGUAGAAACAUGGAGUCAAAGACCACCGCUACAGCUCAACCCUCCGGUCUCGUCAUCCACGACGACGACUGA
Colletotrichum aenigma is the source of this 624-nucleotide messenger RNA. Its product is annotated as PRKR-interacting protein 1-like protein. The record is from RefSeq and is a predicted model, not a curated record. Lineage: Eukaryota; Fungi; Ascomycota; Sordariomycetes; Glomerellales; Glomerellaceae. Gene Ontology annotation, molecular function: double-stranded RNA binding; protein kinase binding; protein kinase inhibitor activity. The transcript has a single exon. The coding region runs from base 1 to 624 and encodes 207 amino acids. Gene Ontology annotation, biological process: negative regulation of protein kinase activity. Gene Ontology annotation, cellular component: nucleolus.